Molecule: messenger RNA, 20498 nt
Organism: Pelobates cultripes (western spadefoot toad)
Lineage: Eukaryota; Metazoa; Chordata; Amphibia; Anura; Pelobatidae
Source: the annotation of a GenBank genome assembly
CAAUAGCUCAUACACCAUCCUAGGCGAUUGGCUUAACGCUUUCCCACCUCUCCUCGCCCUCCUCCCCAAACACCUGCCCAGCUUGACAGGGACGUCACUACGCCUGCGCACGAUUUAAAUGCCCUGCAGCAGGAGCCCGGCUGCCUGUGGCACUGUAUCUUGUCCCAUUCUGGAGCUUAGAAUCCCAUCACAUAGGUCUGGAUCGCGGAUAAAGAACAGGUUUUGCGGAAGAUUCCACGCAUGCUGCAACUUCUUCAACGUUCUAUGAGGAAUCUUAAGAGCAGGAGUUUAUCUAUUGAAACCACACUGGACCUUAAUGGUAAAGCACACGAGAAAAAUAAAGAUCAACCAACAAAGCAUUGUAACAGCAUCAACUUUCUCUAGCCAUGAGCUGUUUGGAUGUUAUGUAUCAAGUGUAUGGUCCUCCUCAGCCUUACUUUACAGCAGCUUAUAGUCCUUACCACCAGGUACGUUGGGUCAAGGAAGAAUGCCUCUGUGGACCUCAUUGCUCAGGGGCGCUAAUGGAAAAUCGUUAGGGCUAGGGGUGAUUAUUGAAACUAUGUAUUGGGUCUGCACUAUAACCACUGCUCCCAUGCAGGGUGAGUGUUUAAUAUGUUUAAUAAAUCACUUCACUGUGUUUGUCCUGAUUAAAUAGUUUUAUUGUUUACAAAUAAAUUAGUAUUUGCAAGAGGAAGAAAGAAAACAAAUGUAUAUUAUUUAAUCAUUUAUAUAUAUUUUUAUUAGAUUUAAUUAGACCAGUAAUUCAGCGUAAUAUUAUUAAAGCAAGGGAACGGGUCUGGACUUUUUAAAUAGUAUUUCCUAUACCAUGGGCUGGAUUUUAUUGGUGAAUCUCAUGGUUUUAGUUAAUGUGUGCAAUUUCUGAGCCCUGUGACUUCUAAUGUUGCUGUUCCCAGUUCAUUGAUAAGGUGCAAAGAAUAAUGUUUACACAGCAAUUAACAGUAGUGGCUGGGAUGUCUGGGAGAUGGUUUUGAUUGCAGUGCAAUAAACAUUUAAUAAACCGGGUUAGUUUUAUGAAUAGAUCAAUCGAUUUCGCAUUACAUACAUUUAUUUUAUAAGAUUUGUGUCUUUGUAAAAAUCACCCUUCCAGUUUAAACCCUGCUAACUACUUUGAAUUUUCUGUAUUGGAGAAAAUAUGCAGGUAAUUUAGGAUUGCUGUUGGUUUCAAUGUGAUUCGCACUGUGGCUGUUUUGGAAACAUAAAUGGUAGGAAUAUUUCUGUUAGAUGUGUGCAGGGCUGGACAGCAUUUUCCCAUAGUCUGCACCUGUUAUAGUCUGUUUUACGUGUUUCCAGAUUCGCUAACAUUUCACACACAAAUAGAAGCAGUCCCAUAGCUUUCCCGUUCACAGAAUCUGCUCCUGAUCUGCUCCUUGCUAAGAUUUCUGUGCAAAGGUAAUUCAUUUAUUAACUUGUAGUUAACAUACCAUGCUGUGCUGAAGGUGCCAGAGGGCAGUGAUGGGCACAGAUACCAAAGCUUUGUACAUUGUGAGUUUUGAUUUCGUUUUGUACAUUUAUUUAGAAGUUAAUUUUGAGUUUAUUUUAGCAAUUAAACAAGUUAUUGCUACUGUAAAAUAAGAUUUGUGUUAAUUUAUGAUAUUUACUUUUCAUAUAUGUCAAAACAUUUUUGAUUUGUGUAAACUAAAACAUAAAAGUUAUAGGAAUCAGGAUAAAGUCAAGCGAUUAGACAGACAGAAGGAUAUAGAUAAAUAGACAGACAGAUAGAUUUCCAAAUAAACAAACUAAUCUUUAUUUAGUCUAUAUCUGUCUGUCUAGAGUAUAUUUAGUGCACUAGAAUGACACUCCAUUGACCAAUUUCUCUAUGUAUAUAUAAUUUGAACAUUUUUUUUUGUUCUUCCAAAACAAAUUAAAGUAAAGGUUGGAUUUGGAAUCUUUGUUACUUAUGUUGCUAUGGCAAUAACUAAUCACAGAUCCGGUCUAACUGUCAUUGUCUGAGUGUCUGGUUUAGAAUCAGAAAGUUUUCCCACAAGUUUUUGUGAAUGGGAUUUUGAUUCCCAUGCAGGCUGUCCAUGUGGCCCUCACCGGAGCCGCUUGCACGGUAGCCGUAAGGUGAUGCAGGGUGAUGUGUGGCUAUUUCCUGUUGCUGUGAAGGGCCAGCCCGGGUUCCCGGCCUGGAAUGGCGGCAUUGUGUAAAGUACUGAGUGCCCCGGGGGCCCCGUGCAGUAACUAUCUGACUGUCCCUCUCGCUUUGUGUUGUCUAGAAAUUAGCCUUUUACUCGAAGAUGCAGGAAGCUCCCGAGAGUGUGAGCAGCAGCCUGAGCAGUGUGAGCAGCAGCAGCUCCUUCUCCAGCAACGCUCCCCCCAGCAUUAAGGAAGAAGACUGCAGCCCGGACAAGGAGAGACCCCCCGAGGCAGAGUACAUCAGCUCCAGGUGUGUCCUCUUCACCUACUUCCAGGGGGACAUCAGCUCGGUGGUGGACGAGCACUUCAGCAGGGCUCUCAGCCAGCCCAGCAGCUACUCCCCCUCCAGCACCAAGACUUCCCGGAGCUCCAGCUCGUGGCGGGGUGAGUGAAUGAGGCUGGGGGCCAGCGAGGGCCAUGGGGACACUGUGACAGCGGGACAAAGUUAGAAAGGGGAGCAACAACCUCGGAAAUCGAGAGAACAGCAGUCCACUGGUUUCCAUGGUGAUUGCGCUCAUUUUCGAACGUUGUCGCACAGUUAUAUCAUUUUGGGGGAUGUCUGUAUAGAGCUGCCUGUUGAGUAGCAAUUAAACAAUAUCAGUCUCCAGAAUUAAUAUUUUAGCUGCUCAUUGACCCAGUUCUGGAACUGCCCCUACAACUACGUGCUCUCAAAAUCUAAAGCGAAUUAAUGAAAUCAUUCACCAUUAUAUUUGUUACAUGAGCUAUUGGAAAAGUAUAUUGAAAUAUUUAGUAUUAGUCUAGUAUUUUAAUGCACAGCCCUAGGGAGCCGUACUUUGCUAUGUAGUGUACAAGAGUCGGGAUUGCAAAGUGAAUUUAAGUGAAUUACACAUUUUUGACCAGAAUAUUUUUUCUUCAGCACUUUUGGCAUUAAAUUUGAAAUUCGAAUUGCCUACAGUUCUCACUUUUUGUGUCUGUCACAUUCUAAUCAGGGGACAAAAAACCGUAUCAGAUAGAGUUCAGUUGAGACCUUUAUUUGGGACUAAGAGUUUAUGCAGGAAAUUAUAUUUUAGUACCACGAAAAUCAAUAAAAGAGAGAGUAUAUUUGGAAAAUUUGGAAAUAUCUUUAUAUCUUUAUAUAUUUAUUUAUAACUACUACUAUUUGUUUUAUUUUGUUCAUUGUUUUUCUUCACCUUUACUUGUCUCCAUAAUUUCUUUGCCCAUGCUGACAUUUUAAUUGCUCUGCAAAUUAAACCCUGCUCAUGUUCAGAUCACUUGCUUUAUAUUACUUCUAGCAGAGUCCAGACAGGGUUCCCUGUUUAGAAAAGGGCUUAUAUAAACCAUUAACAUCACUAAGUCAUGCUUCCUAAUGUCACACCACAGUAAUCUUAUAUAUUUUAUAUACAUUUUUGUUAUUACAUCAUACUUAAAUAUAAACUAAAUAUGUUUACAUAUUUGGCCAGUUACAAUUAAACUAUUCUCCUAUUGUUCUGUAACAGAGCAGAUCAUUACUAGCUAAUUGAUAAAAAUAGCUAAAGGGAGACCAUGACUGCCUUUAAAAUGAACUUUGAAUCCACUUUGAAGUCCAACUUGCAAAUAGAAAGAGCCAACUUUAAAAAAAGCAUAUAUAAUUUUGAAUUUAUUAAUUUUUUUGCAUUUAUUUUUAUUUUUGUCAACAUUCUGAAAGUUGGUUGCCAACUCGAUGCUCAGUGAAUAAACCAUCAGAGCAUAGAUACUAUCCAGUUCCAUAUUACCUUAAAUGGCACACUGAUAUAUAUAUGUUACAUUCUACUGCCUAUAUAAAAAAAUAUUUAAAUUUCAUUGUGUAAUCCCGAAAAAUGAACAUUAUUUGCUCAUUGUGGUAAAUAAUAAAAUAUGUUCUAUCUGCAUGGGACCACCAGUAAAAAUGAAACAAUGCAAACGGAUCUUGAUAGGUAAGAGCACAUUUUUUGUUAAAACAGAAAAUAGUUUGUUGCAGCAGCAAAAGUGGAGAUAAUGUAACUUGUGAAAUCAGUCACUUUGGGAGUUAUUCACUAAACAGUGACUUGCAGUGAAUGAAUAACUCAAUUGUAAAAUGUAGGCAAAAUGAGCAUAUUUAGAACAUUUCUCAAAUUCAGAGUUAGUUCUAUUAAUUAAGAUAAGGUUAUCUCUUUAAUUUGAAUAGCAUUUUCUCGUAUAAAUUAAUGGGCAAACUUCUAUUCAAUUACAAGACAUACGCUUAUCAAUCUAAUCCUAAAUUAGUCUUAUUCACAGCUUGGAUAUUUUACAUUGAUAUUUAAAAUUUCACUGAAGAGGGAAGCAAUACAUUACUUAUUUCUUUCAGGUACUUAAACAUUUGUGUGUUUUACGGCCACUUCAGUACAAUUCUAAACACACCUUAAACUACAGGAUUCAGUGAUGGGAUGGAUUCAUAGUCUGUUAAAAUGUAUAUUGUCCAUUUUAUCCAUUGAGUAGAAUUUUUUUUUUCAUAUGAGUAAAUUUCAAAAAUAUCUCUACAAACCUAAAAAGGAUGUUUUCAUCAUUGUAUAUGUAAAAGCGAAAACCAAUGUGAUCAACCUUUAUCAGAUUUGGGGUAUCCUUGAAAUGUACCCCAUGGCUUGUUUAAAAGUAGUUGGGAAGUGGAUUGAGAAUAACUCUUUGUUGCUUAUAAGAUCAUGUAUAAUAUUACAUAUAUUUAGGGUUUAAUUCACCAAAAGACAAGUUUUGUUGAGUUUGAAGUUGUCACACGUACAAAUAAUUGUAUUGAGGAAAAAACCCUCAAUGCCAACUACUUAUUUGUAAGACAAGGUGAUUACAGUCACCUAUCAAAAAUAAUUAGCAAAUGUGGUAAUAAAUCGAUGUUUGGAUAUUUACUACUGGUAAUUCAGAAGUAUGUGUAAAGAUUAUUCCCCUAUAUGAAAAUGAUAUAUAUUUGAAUAUUUAUUGUAUAGCGAAUCGCAUCUAAAUAAUUAACCCAAAUGUUUUCAUUCGGAAGCAAUAUCUGAAAUGUUCAGUUUAGCUGUACACAAUAAAAAUAAUUUGACUGGUAAUGUUUCAUAUCUACAAUAUAAUAGAGGUGAAAAGGAAAAUGACCCCUGCACUCCCUAUUAUCAGGUCAGGUAGCAGAAUAGCUCCAAUAUUUCCUCAGAUAGUGGGCAGAUACUAGAGGAGUACAGAUUACGAACUAUUGCACAUAAAGCUGGCCACCUGCUCCUUUCUCCAUUGCAUGAUGUGCAAUGGGGAUUGUUAUUGCAAAAGUUGGAGAACCAACAUAUACACAUAUUGGCCCCAGUCUUGGGCAAAUAUGGAUCAACUCAUUGUGGCUUCAAUCAGUUCAAAGUUUGGUUUAUUUUAUUCACAGGAUUUCCAAUUUUGUGACAUCCAUGUAGUUUCAUUCUUUUUAAUUCCAGCCAAGUUUUGUUUGCAGGUUUGGCCUUUAGCAAAUAUUUCUUAUUGCAAUUCACUCCAACUGAGUUGUUUGGUUGUGGUUGGCUAUUCAUUUAGCACCAUAAUCAAUCAAAUACGGGGCAAUUAUCUGAUUGGGAAAAUGAGGUUGCAUUUCACUGUUUCAAUAAUUGAAUCAUCCAAUCAUAUUUCUCCAUUUUUCCACGGUAACCUAGAAAUGCAUUUGAUUGGUACAGUCAAGAAACAUAUUUAGCGCUCUCCUUUUUUGUGUACAUAUGCCUAUUUCAGUGGACAGAACAUGAGGAUAGCCAAGUGUUUAAUACUUUAGGUUCCAUUAAUAUUAAAACCUUUAAUUUCAUAGUGAAAGGAAGUCACCUUCACAUACCUACACAUAUUAACAUUAAGAGAAAGAAGUAAAUAUUAGUAUGUUAUGUAUGGACACAUAUGCCAAUGGUACUAAGGAAUGGGCAUUUGUGGCUCAUUACUUGGGGUAUAGUUAGUUUUAUUAGCACUUUUCAUGCUGAUUAGCUACUUUGGGAUGGCUUAAUUUUUUUAGUCAAAUUUGAAUAAGUAUUAUAAAACCUUACAAUACUCAAUAGUGAAGUUACAUAAGACAAUAUUUUCUGAUCUAAACUGAUAUUUGAGGGUGGUGGUGCUGCAAACAUAAUACAUUACAAAAAUGACCCAAAUAACCUUCUUGUUCAUUACCAUACAAAGUAAUAUAUAUUAUAAUAAUAAUUAUUAUUAUUAUUAUAGGUAUAUAUAUAGCACCAACUAAUUCCGCAGCGCUUUACAAUAUUAUGAAAGUGGGACAAUAGGUAGAUGACACAGGAACAAUAGGUAGAUGAGGACCCUGCUCAAACGAGCUUAAAGUCUAGAUGAGGUGGGGUACAAAUGCACAACAGGGCAACAAGGGUGACAGCCACCAAACAAGGUGGAAAAGUAGCAGAGCUGGAGGUGAGAGUGGAGAAUGGCUCUUUAGGAGAGCAAGAGACAGACUUGGGUAAGUAUACAUAAGUAACUCUGGGAGUCCAUAAGAAUUUCUGAACAGAUGUGUUUUGAGGAACCUUUUAAACAAUUGAAGACUAGGGGAGAGUCUGAUGGGGUUAGGCAGGCUGUUCCAAAAGAAGGGAGCCACCCGCAAGAAGUCCUGCAAGCGCGAGUUAGCAGUAAGGGUGCGAGCAGCGGACAGGAGAAGGUCACCGGCAGAGCGGAGAGACUGAGAAGGGGCAUAUCUAUGAAUGAGGGAAGAAAUGUAAGAGGGGCUAGAGUUGGUUAGAGUUUAUAGGUAAGGGUUAGUAGUUUGAAUUGACACCUAUAUGAAACAGGAAGCCAGUGUAAGAAUAUAAACUUUGGUCUAACUGACAUAAUCUUGAUUGGAGCUCAUAAAAUCAGUAUAGUCUUCCAAUAAAUAAAAUUUUAAAUCAAUAGCUUGUUAACAAGAAAAGUUUAUCAGGGCCAAUUCAAGAGGGCUUAAGUCAACACAUUGUACCCAGUAUCGCUUCCUAGUCACUAGCAGAGUAAUAGUAUGUAUCAUUGCCAUGAGGAUCCAUGGCACUAGCCAAUAGCACCAACUUCUUGUCCCAUACCUCAUUACGGCUGGUAAUGGGUAGAGGAGGCUCGGUUCUUGCUGAAACUGAGCAAGUCUGGAAAUUGUUUUAGCGUUAAACUCUAAAAAAGUGUAAUAGGUUCACAAAUAUCGAUUGACAAACGUAUAUUAGACAAAUUAAAACAGUAAAUUAAUAGUUUGAUUUAAUAGUUUUUAACAUUCAACAUUCUGAUUAUGUUACUGCCAAGUGGGAACUGUCAUCAGCUUUUCAAAGUCUGUGGUUCUAACCGAUAAUGUCUGUAUAACUACUGAACAUACUGUACAUCGACUCUACUGUAAUUUAACCUGCUAAGCCCACUCGUUAGCACUUGCAAAUAAAAUACAUAAAUGUAAAACUAUGCAAAAUUGACUAGCAAAUUUCUUCAACAUACUAUAGAUAAGUGUUGGUACAAAACUACUUAUAAUACUUGUUCAAUGUUUUUUAAUACGAUCUGAAUUCCAGCAGCAUACAUUCUUGACAGCUUGCAGCGAUUGGAGGCAGAAUUCACAUAAAAUUUCAAAAAUAUAUCAUAGUUUGAAUUGAGCUCAAAUUGCCAAAUAGUUUGAGAUUUGUUCAGUAUUGAGACCCCUCCAUAAUGAUCUAAAUUGACCCUACAUGGCCUGGUAGUAGUCAGUCAGAUCAGAAAUUGCUCAGAAGUGAAGAUCUGAAAUAUAUGCAAAGUAGUCCUGACUGAAGUAAUAAAAAAUGGUCUACUGACUAUAGAAACAAACAUUCAUAGUAUAUUCAUAGUAUGUAAACAAAGGUACUCUUUAAAGGGUUACUCCAGGCACCACCACUACUUCAGUGAUUUGAAGUGAUCAUUGUGUCUGGAGUUUGUACGUGCAGCAUUUCACUGUGAAACGCAGCACAUAAUGAGUUUAACCCAUUUGCUGUCAGAUGUGUAACUCCACUUCUGGAAGCAUCAUGGGGUGCCAUCAGCUAGCCCAAAACGCAAAUUCCUUGCUGGCUAAGAUCAAUUCUGGGCAAAUUUAGUCAAUGAAUGAGCGGCAGGAUUGACAUCCGACUUCUGUAGCUCUGCAAAAGCUGGAUGUUGUAAAACCUGUUUCAGAAGAGACCAGGCGCACAGCAGAACCAGGUAAGGGGGCAAACCGUUGUAGUGGUUAUGAUGGUCGGAGUAACCAUUUUAAUUACCAAAAGAUUAAAAAGAGAAGAAAGUAACCUACAAGCCCCUCCUGCCAUAUAUAUAUAUAUAUAUAUAUAUAUAUAUAUAUAUAUAUAUAUAUAUAGUGCACUACCAGGGCUUCAGUAUCCAAAUUGCAAAAGUAGAUGGCUGCACUCUCGGUCUUAAAUAAAAAUGUACUUUUAUUCCAUAUUCUUAAAAACAGGAUCAACGUUUCAGUCCUCCUCGAGGACUUUUAUCAGGAUCAUAAAAGUAUAUAUAUAUAUAUAUAUAUAUAUAUAUAUAUAUUUAAAAUACAAGUAGCUCCUGCACUCACGCUCAAAUAUCCCUUAAUGGCCGGGUGCCAACCAAAAUCAGCUUCAAUAUCCAAAAAAAUCCAAGGGUAUGGUUACACUCACGGUUUAAAAGUCCAAAGUUUAAUGAAAAAACGAUUUAAAACAUCAAGUGAUCACUUGAUGUUUUAAAUCAGUUUUUUCAUUAAACUUUGGACUUUUAAACCGUGAGUGCAACCAUACCCUUGGAUUUUUUAUAUAUAUAUUUAUAUACACACGAGAACAUGGAAUUUUUAUAUAUACACACAUGAGAACAUGAAGUUUUGUGUAUAUAUAUAUAUAUAUAUAUAUAUACACACACAUGAGGCGGGGGGGUUGUCUUCUAUAAUCCUUCUAUAUAUAGAAUUAUGGGCAUAGCAGAAUAUUACUAAUACCAUGAAGAUUAAGACCCAGCUAAAGAAGAAUUAGUACAUUCAGUGAUUAUAUCCUUUAAAUUAGCUUUAUUAAUUGACAAAAAGCUUUUUUAUUUAAAGAUUAGUAAAUAAGCCCAGUUGUGUUCCAGACACUUCGUGAUGCACAGUUUAAAGAUUAGUAAAUAAGCCCAGUUGUGUUCCAGACACUUCGUGAUGUGUAUGAGGCUUAGUUUUUACGUUUACAUUCGUCAGAAUUGCAAAUAAUUUCAAUUACUGUUACAGUUACUCUUUUUUUGCACACCAGUGAUAACAAAUGAAAAGACUGUCUAUUUGUGGUCCUUUUCUUCUGAUUCCAACAGCACAUGUUAACAUUGCCCUUCAACAUCUUUGUUUUGUUGGCCAUGCUAUUGAAAAGAACACUGCUUCCCAGCUUUUUACAAUAACCAGUUUUUAAAUAGACUAGGUCACAGGGAUAAAGUAUGUUUUUCUAUCAUUCUAGUUUGUAAUGACUCUAAGCACAUAACUGUUAUUACACAAAAUUAUUGAUAUAAAUGUAAACUUAUUAAUGGCACAGUAGACGAGUCCUAUGUGUCAAUGGGCUUUUAUCUGCCUUUACAAUAAAAGUUUGUUUGUGCUCUUAACCCCUUAAGGACACAACUUUUGGAAUAAAAGGGAAUCAUGACGGAAUAUUUCCGUCACGUGUCCUUAAGUGGUUAAUAGUCUGGCUUAAUAACAUCAAAACGUACAUAGGAGGAUAUUGUAGAUUUUAUACAUAUAGUAAACGUGUAGUCAGGGUAUGGACUCCUUAUAUAGUGAUUUGGCUCGAUUCGCUGAACAUGGCGUUUUGGUGAGCUGUCACUUUAAAGAUUGAGGUUUUAUCGAGCUCUUUUAUUUUGACCUAUUUUUCGGCCAUAGUUUAUCUCACUACAAUUAACAAUUUAGCAUCUGGAUUUGUAAAGUUAUCAUUAAUCGUUUGCACUACUUUUAAAAGGUGCCUUUUAAAUUUUUUUUCCCAUUUACAAACAAAUGUAAAUUGAUAGUGACAGUAUCAUAAAAACUAAUGACAUACCCACCCCUGCCUUGACAUUCACAUGUACUCUCAUAUACCGUUACUUGAUUAAGGAACAUAAUUAGCAACUGGCAUUUGCUCCUGUUAAUUUUGGGUUCCUAUUAUUCAUUGUACUGUUCUGUGCAGGAAAGAAAUGACUUCACAAAGUUCCCAUAUUCUACAAAAGUAAGAUAGGAACUCUUAAUGUCAAUUUACAUUUUGUUUUGAAAUUAAUCACACAUUGAUAUUAUCUACUUUUUUAACUGAUGAUCAGUGUGUUUAUUUUAAAUUAUUUUAUCUGUCUUAUCAUUUGCUUUCGUAUAAGCAUUAGAGAAGCCAGUGCAAUAUUUUAGAUUUGCCAGUUUCAUAGAUGUCUGUAAAAUAGUUUGGAUUUGCUUAAUUCAGCUGCUAACAUCAAACUGAUAAUUGUUUAACAAAUUUGGCAGACAAUAAAGUAUGUCAAUACAAAUGUCAACAAAAAAAAAUAAUCCUACGGAGAACAGUUUGCAGUAAACACUGCAACACAUUUUAUUCAUUUUACACAAGUCAGUGAAUUCUACAGAGAAUUGAUUGUUGAUUUUGACUCAAUUCCUCAGAGAUGUGAAAUUUGGAUUCUCGUCAAAUUGACGAACAGCUGCCAAGUUCAAUCCGGCAUAUCCUGCUGGAGUGAUAGGUCUAGUUUGGCAGCUGAGCUUCUCAGCCAAAAAAUGUAGAUUUUGUGUAAAGUCAAAUAUAUUCCAGAUGUAAGAAUGUGCAGAACGUCCUUUGUUCCUAAAGAUGUGUAUGUAUCAUUAUAUUAUGACAAAGUCCAUUAAUGUAGUAUAUUCAAAUGUAGUUCAACAUUCAACAUAGCAAGUUCUGUAACCACCAUCACUCCUAUAGGUGCUUGAAUUGAAGAGUUAUACACUAGAGUACAAAUUAAUAGGAUUCAAAAUGAAAUCAAAGAGAGCUUAAAAUUUGAGGCCACAAUGUAUUUUUACCAAUGGAUCUGACUUGUAGAGUGUUUCUAGGGAUUAGAAAUACACUGUAAUUCAUGACAAUUCUACUUAACAAACCUCUACCUAAUUAUUACUCAUUUGCAGAUCAGUUUACGGCCAUCAUUAUCAAGUCUCCCCUCCAGUGACUCUCUGUAAAACACAGUGAGAAUGUUGAGUGUGUGUUGAAAAGAACUUGGCUUAAUUUUAGCUUUGUUCACUAUUGUUCACGACCGACAUGGGUUGGUUAGUCACUAAAGUGAGAAUUCAAGGUGAAUUCCAAGUGAAUUUCAAAAGUCAAAGGUCAAAAUAGUAGGAUUCAGCUACUCUGGCCUCAAUGUUGAAAUUCACUUUGAAUUCCCUCAGAAUUUUUACUUUAGUAAAUAAGCCUGUCACUCUAUUUCUGCCCAUACCCAACUGACAUUGCAAGUCCACACUUGAAAUUAGAAGAUAAUUCCAACAGCACAUGUAUAUAUAUAUAUAAAAUUUUAGUAGUCACAUAUUUAAAGAAAUGUAUAUCUUUAAAUAUGCGGCUAUUAAUGGUUACCAUUGGUUUGCAGUCAUGAUUCAUUGUAUCAUUAUACCAGAGCAGGAGAGCUGUGACUCAGGUAGUAAAGAACCCAUGGAGGGUUCCAUGAACUCUUACUGAGGGAGAACCUAGUAUUUACUAAUGGUGACAACAUGCGAUUCUAACACACCAAAGGGAACAUGAGAUAACUAAGAGCAAUCUAUGUCAUCGUACAUACCUCUUAACAUUUAAAAUGAACAAAGAGGGACACUUUAAUUCUACUGGUGUAAGUGGGGGUGUGGCCAGGAUCAGGGUGGUUUUGAUACAUUUUAGGUCACUUACUAAAAACAAUUUAUAUAACUCAAAUGUAGUUUAGAAGAACGACUAUUUAAACAAACUGAUUUCUAAACACAUCUAUUGUAGUUUAAAAAGUUAUUCCAACCACCAUGACCACUCCUGCCUUAAAAUGUGGUCAUAGUGGUAAUGGUCGGUAUGUGCAGAAUUUCACUACAUAUCCAGAGAUAUGUUCACUAGGGUGCCGGGUACUAGUUACACACCUGGCACUCAUGACUGUCAAUUUUGUGCAAAAAUUAUGUCUGUCAUCAGCACUCACAGCCCCUAGCACAGCACUACAUUUACUGGGUCCCUCUUGUUUGUCACCGAGCAGCCACAAGUAUAAUACAUUGCCUGGUGCUGUGUGGCAGACACUUGCAACCAAGCAAUAACCAAAGCUGGUUGCAGGUAGAGGAUGCCGGGGCUGGUAUCCGAGCUGCACCCUGCCUGUUACCCAGAAGUCUUCCACAAUGAGUCGUAAGGAGCCUGUUCAUCACAGGUCAAGGCUCUCCUGUCCCCCCUAGAUACUAGGGAUAUGAAAGCAAGCCUGAUCCCCUUCUCCUCAUAGUAAGACAGGUAUUCUCCAGUUGGAUAUUUAUUCUGUAUGUAAAUAGUUUUUUUGUGUGUGUUUUUGUACAUAAAUUAAGACUAUAUGUAAGCAUUUAUGUCACGAUGGUGUGACAGUGUGUAUCAAUGAGAGUCUGUGUUAGUGUUUGUGUAAGUAACAUUGUGCAUGUGUCUGUGAGUGUCAGAAAUUGAAUGUGUGUGUAAGUAACACGUGUGUAUGCCAAUCAGAGAGUGAUGUGCUCUUUAUCUUAAAUCCCACUCCCUCCCAUGCAACUUCCUCAUUAAUGGUAAGCCACCACCAUGAGUCCAACACUCUGGCUUCAUUGUCAACAUGCUGGUGUCUAAACCUAUACUUCCUAACCAGUUCUAGAAUCAUUGGCUAGGAAGAAUUCAUAAAAAACAAGGAUCAUGCGCUGUGUAUGCUGUGCUUGAAGAGCAGGAAAUCUCUCCUGCUCCCCCUGUAACUCAGUUCUUCAGCACAGGAGUCUAUGCCAAAGAGUUGAUUGACAUGUGAAAGACCUCCUAAAAUUGCUUUUUCUUUCAAUAUAUGCGUUUUUCUAACACAGAUGUGCUCUGAGCAGGUUAUACAAUCCAUUCAAAGGUUUCUCUAUAAGAAGCCUUUGGAACUUGUGAAAGCUGGCAUGAUGUCGGACGAGGAGUGGAGAGCAGCACCGGAACUUUGCACAGCGCUGGAUUUUAGGUAAGUUUUAGCUAAGUUUCUAAAGUAAUGCCCAAUAGGGCAUUAUGAAUUUAAAAAAACAAAUGGUUGGAGUAACCGUUUAAAGACACAUUACUGUGAGUAGUGUUGACAUGGAGCUGUGUUACACACCAGUAAUAUGGAGCUCCUAAAAAUGGGCAUAGAAAAAAGGGACAAAUUGAUUUGGGCCCUGAAUAGGAACUGUCCCUCCUAAACUAGAGAAAGCAUGCAUAAUCUCUCUCCUGCCAGUGUUUUCAACAAAUUUAAGAUGAUUACUGUUGUGCCUUAAAAUUGUGUAGAACAAUUACUGGCAAUGUUGUCAUGUUAAGAAAAAAAACAUCUCUUUAUUAUAACGUUUGUUGUGGAUUUAAUCACACUAAGAUGUGUGUACAGUGCAUAAGUCAUGGUUAUAAUGUAACAUUUGAGUUAAAUUUUGCACUGGAACUGCAAAAUUGCAAUUGUCAUCUAUGUUUCUAUGUUUCCAUUUUGCUGUAAUAGAGAAUGUUAGUGUUAAGGUGCAGCAGGCCUUAGGUCUGUUGGACCUUUCAUGUAUAUUACAUGAUUGUGAGUCAUUGAUUAGUAAUAACUUUCACCUUCGUACUGUUUUCCUUUGACAGACUCCUCUUAUCCCAUGAGUCAGAGAAGUUUCCCUCCUUCCUUCUGGAACAGCAGCUAUCAGCCUUCUUCAGUCACAGCAUCCUCAUCUCUGGGCAGCAGUCUGGCUAGUCCGCUCAGUGGUUCGCACACAGAAAUACCAUUUGGAGCAGAUCCUUAUUCCCCAGCAACUCUUCACAGCCACUUACAUCAGGGUCCUCCAGAGCCCUGGCACCACGCACACCAUCAUCAUCACCACCACCAUCCCUACUCCAUAGGGGGAGCUAUAAACAGCCAAGGGUCCAGUUACCAAAGGGCUAGCAUGCAUGAAGUUUAUAGCACGCAUUUUGAUCCCAGAUAUAGCUCACUUAUAGUCCCAGCCUCGGUCCGACCUCACCGGAUCUCUCCUGCAGGGACAGCUCCAGCAGCACAGUGUGAUCUUGGGAAAGGAGAACAGGGCACAUCUGCAUGGACGACCCCGGGACCCUUCACUGGGCCAACUGGGGACAUGGGACAGAGCCUUGGGCUCAAUGUUGAUGCAGGUAAGCAAAAGCGCCAGUGAGCAUGUAUGUAGCAUAUUAGUGGAUAAUAUUCUACUCAGCCAAUAAUUACAACAAAUUAAAUCUGAAUGGCAAAUUUCAUCUUGCUUACAAAUUAACAAUUGAUUUGGAGUUUAUAAACUUGUCUCUCUAUCUGUUUAUCUAUCUAUCUAUCUGUCUGAAUAUCUAAUCUAUUUUUCUAUCUAAUCUAUUUUUUCAUCUUAUAUAUAUAUAUAUAUAUAUAUUCUAUCGAUCUAUCUAUUGAUCUGUCUGCCUGUCUGCCUAUCUAAUCUAUCUUUCUAUCUAGUCUAUCCAUCUAUCUAAUCUAUCUUUCUAUAUCAUAUAAUACCAUGAUCCACCCAUUAUUUGAACAUGCAGAUAAUGGUUAGAACCAAAUACUACACAGAUCAUGAAAGCACCCCUUCAAUGAUUAUCUAUAAUGAACAGGUACAAGUACUAAUGUAUAGAUGACCUCUAUGCAGUCUGGGGUCCAUAAUCUUUGGCAGAACCAAAACAUGAAUGUCACAGUCUACUUGAUAUUAGUAAGAGUUACAUUACUGAGUUGCAGAAAUAGUGGCCUCCUGGGUUUGUAACUACUAAUCUCAGCAGCACUGGGACAUAUAUUAUUAUAUUGUAUAGCCAUCCCAGAGUACACUAAAAUAACUCCACACUAUACUGCACUAUUAACGCCUACACUACACCAUCAAUAAACAUUAAAACAUACAUUAGUCUACACUAUCACUACAUAUUAACACCUAUGCUGCUUUAAACACUAACCCCUACACUACCCUAACACUAAAGAUUACCACCCCAUACCAUAUAUACAUAUAUAUACUGAACUGAUGACUGAACUGAAAAGCAGAAGACAAUAUUGUGGUUUAUUGGUCUUUCCUUUAUUUAUUACUGAAUAUGUAGUUAACGUAGUUUUUAUGAAUAUUCCUCUAUUCAACAUUCAUCUGUCAUUUAAUUUUCUUCAUGUUCACAACUCCUUUCCUAUUUCUGCAUCUGCUAUCUGCAUACAAAAGUUUUAUAUCUUGAUGGACAAAAACCUCAGAGAAAACAAAUGUAAACAUAUAUAACAGUGCGAGAACAUUACUUGUACAUUGGGGUAUGAAUUACAGUUUUUGAAAAUGCAAAGAGUUUAGUAAUGGCCUAAGUACCAGCAAUUUGAUGAAAUUGGUGGGUUUUUUUUACCUUGCCAAAACACACAGCAAUUUCUAUUGAUUUAAAUUCCAAAUGAGAUGUGUAGACACUGAUAUUUAAGUGAAUUCCAUAUUGGAGAAAAAGCCUUAUUAAAGGACCACUAUAGUGCCAGGAAAACAAAGUUGUUUUCCUGGCACUAUAUAGUCCUUAGGUCCCCCCCACCCUCGUGGCCCCCUUCAGCCACUUACUUUAAUCCUCUCCUCCCCCUCCGACAUCAGCUCCCGGAUGCAGCCGAAUGCGCGGCCAGAUCCAUUAGCGCAUUCAAACCGCCCAUAGGAAAACAUUACUCAAUGAUUUUCUAUGGACGUUCUGCGUGCUCGAUGCGAUUUUCUCAUUGAGCGUCAUGGAAGCACCUCUAGCGGCUAUCAGGAAGACAGCCACUAGAGGCUGGAUUAACCCUGCAAUGUAAACAUAGCAAUUUCUCUGAAACUGCUAUGUUUACAGCUGCAGAGUUAAAACCUGGGGGACCUGGCACCCAGACCACUUUAUUGAGCUGAAGUGGUCUGGGUGACUAUAGUGGUCCUUUAAAGGUAGUAAAGAAUAUUUUUAAAUAAAUAUGUCAUAAUGUGAAUAUUGAAUAUUGGAUGUCAGAAUUGUGUAUGUAAGUUGGAGUGUAUGAACUAAUAAUCUGAAAUAUAAAAGUCACAAAAUGAAAAUAAUAGUUACAUACACAGAGGGCAUUGAAACACAUUUACACACAGAGGACAUUGACACACACAGUUACACACAGUGGACAUGGACACACAGCUACACAGAGAGGACACCGAUACACACACAUUUACUCACAUAUGACACUGACAAACACUUACACACAGUGGACACUGACACCCACACACAUUUACACACAGAGAAAACUGACAUACACACAUUUACACACAGAGGACUCUGAUGCACAUGCACAAUUAAUGACAGACACUGACUUUACACACAGACACACUUACUGACAGACACGCACUCACUGAUAGACACUCAUUGAUUUGACACACACUGACAGACACACUGGCACACACAUUCACUGACAGACACACACAUUUACACAUGCACACAUUUUCUCACACACUUACAAAUUAUUUAAUUUUUUUUCAUUAUUUUUAUUUAAGUCCAUCCAGCCUCCCUACCUUCGGAAGAGCUGAAGUGGAUUCUUUCCAUGGGAUCCAAUGUGGGACUUGUGUUAUUUAAUUAGGGGUGCCCUAAGGUGUCUCUCUGUGUUCCCCCUGCUUGUGGUGCGUACCUCCUGAGGUAUGGGUACCACAUGUUGACAACACCAGACAUACCGUGUGAAUAUAUUUUGUUCUAAAAAGUAAAAGCGAAUACAUUUAUUUAAAGGUCUUUUAGAUGAGACAAGACAUAUAGUAAAUGACUUACAGUCACACUGCACAAUAAUACAUAAAAACUAAUAGCUCAUUUCCAGUCUUGUUGCUACUUUUUACCCACCAGCUGCUGCUUGUUAAAAUGCUUGUCACUACUGUUAGUGAGUAGCAACAGCCGUUUACUGAAUGCAAAAUUUAAUCAGUAGUUUAUGGAAAUUACUGGCUCCCACUACUUGAAGCCAGUCACUAAGUAGCAUUCUGUGGGAGCAGCAAACCACUACUUAGUGACUGGUUUACGACUGGUUCCCAACCCUGUCACUACUGUUUAAAGGCUGUCACUGAUCCGCAAAACUUUACACCAGCCUCUUGACAGGUGUAAUGAAGUUAACAGCUAAAUCUUUAUACAUCCUACAGGAAAAAUCCAUGUUAGCUAAAUGGCAUAUUAAACUAUAUCAAAAAGCAAAAUAAUAAAGGUCCAGACACAUGACAUAAAACACAAUUAUUCUUUAUAUAAUUAAUUGUAUGUAUAUUUAUAAUAAACAAUUCCCGAAUCAAAAAUGAACUUUAAAAGUUACACAUAUGUGUAGUUUGCAUAUCACAAAAUUUAUGUUUAAUACUUGCAUAAACUGUCACUAUCUCCUGCUCCUGCAUUACGUACACAUGCUCAGGGUGAGACUUUUUUUUACCAGCAAGUCAUUGUCCAUGCUUGAAAUCUAAAUUAUUAGCUUUAUCAAAUUUCAAUUUAUUGAAAUCCCACUUUUGAGAAGUACAAUUUAAAACCCAGGCACUGAACAUAUAAUGAGCCCAAUGUGUGUUGACACUUUUCUGCUUGUAAGUCCAAAUGUAUGUGUAUGCAAAAAUGUUUAAUUAGAAAUAUAUAUUUGUAAGUGUACAUUUGUGUAUCUCUGUCUGUAUGUGGAUGAAUGUUUGAAAGGGGAGUGUUUACAUAUGCAAAUGUAUGCAUCCAUUUAUGUUUUAGUAUUCAGUUUGUGAAUGGGUGGACAGAUGGAAACAAAAGGUGCCCAAAAGGUAGAUUCUUUGAUGUUGUAGAACUACAAGUCCUGUGAUGCUUUGCAUGCAUUUGGAAUGCCUUCAGAAUGGCAAAGCAUCAUGGAAGCUGUAGUUCUAAAACAUAUGGGGAUCUACUUUUUGGGCACCCCUGAUGUAUAGUAUCUGGAUGUGUUGAGUGCUACUAAGGGUUUGGAACAGGAAAGUAGAGAACAUUAAAUUAAUCUUCUCAGAGGUCUACAACAACUGGAACGUUAGAGGUCUCUUAUCUUCAUUGAACCCACCAUUUUUGCUCACAUAUUUAUUUUACAUUGACACUUUAGAUCUAUUUGUGCACUUAGGGUCAACUUACUUUUCAUCCUAUCCUAAAACAUCUUGUGGCUUUAUCUCUUUUUUCCCCUUUUUAUUUCCCUCUCUUCCUCUUUUUAUGUUAUCCUUAUACAUUCUGUCUAUCCUUCUCUCAUUCCCCCAUUCCCAGGUGUACAGCCUCAGGAUAAAAGGAAGGACCUGUACUGGUUUUAAAACCUCUAGCCCCUCUAGAUUAUCUCCACCUUGUAAAAUUGGUGACAUUCUGAGCUGACAUGGCGUUGCUUUGGUUUGGUGGUAACAGCUUGUGAUCUUGGUUUGCAGCUCGACGUUACUCCUUCUGUGGUGGGACCCUCCUGAGCUGAUGUUGUCAAAGACUUUGAGCCAAACCAUGUAUCCCAUUCCCGGAAGAGCCAAGGGUUAGGACACAUGCCUACAGCACUCAGCACUAGGACUGCAAUUCCGAGGAUUAUGGGAACAGGACUCCAAAAAUACAUGCCCUUAAGAAAACAAACAUAAGCCUCAACCAUUUUUAUUAUUUUGUUUUGCGGAGACCUAUCAAAGACUGAUGUUAUUUUUUAUUUAAAAUGUUGCUUUCACACAUAAAUAGAGGCCGCCAAAAGAUAUAUAUAGAUAUAUAUUAAUAUAAGUUCACUGUGCUUCUAAUGACAAAAGGACAAUAUUUUUUUUGUGUUGUGAAUAUUUUGAAUGUCCAUUGUAAUUUUUCUUUCCAUACAAGCUACCUGAUUGAUGAUCUAGUCCUACGUGUUUGUAUAAUUAUUACUGUACACAGUCAAAACACACACAAGACACACACAUACACAUACACAUACUAGGGAAACAACAUUUGACAAUCAGUGGACUGCAGGCCAUAUGUGGACAUACAAUCCAUUCUAUGUUGUGAGUGGCAAAGAGCUUUCUGACCACCUGCCUCCAAGCUUAUAGAAAUGCAGCUGUUGUAUGGACAACUGUUCAAACUCCAGAAAUAUGACAAGCAAGGUGGCACUUCUCAGGGUUUAGCCCAACAAUUGCAUUGAUUUUUUUUUUUCUUACAAGGAGAAUUUUAUGAUGAAAGAAGAAACCCUUUUAGGAAAUGGACAGCUUCUACAAGGAACAACUGCAGCAACUUGUAACGAGAUAUGCUUAGAGCUCAGUGUGGACAAUUGAUCUCCACAACUCUUAUGCAUGCCGCUGUCCUUCUGUCACUUUAAUUUGUUUUGGGAAACAGGGAGAGAUGUAUUUAAUUGUAGAAAUGAUACAUUAAAGCAUCUACAUGCUCUUACUUUUGUUGCUAAGUCAACAUGCAUGCAUUUCUUUCUCCGUAUAGAAUAGUAAAAUAAAUAUCCUAGUAUUCACUGUUUUUGAGUUAUGUAACAUGACCAAUAGUUUCUCCUAAAUAUGUAAUUUAUAUUGCAUUUUACAGCAACAGCUGCUUGGCAAAUUGAACCGAGAACUUUUGCUCUUUUAAUACAGGCAACAGGAGUCCUUAUUUUCCACACCUAUUUUAAACCUCCUGACACUUUAUUCAGUUGUUAAGAUAGAUACGUGUAAUUUUAUUAAAUUGGAGUACCGCUAUGGAGUGGAUUUCCUUGGCAGACCUAUUUCAAUCAGCUUGUUAAUGAACUGUGCAGAUACCCUAACCCUUCACAAUUUGUCCAAGUAUCCCUAUCAAAAGAUAUUUUAAUGUAGGGUGUAGAGUUUCUGUUAGCAUCAGAAUCUGAAACCCUUUAUCAUUUAUUAUUACCAGUUCACCCAAAAGUGAACUGAUUUAGUCAAUAUUUAUAUAUUAUAUGAUCAUAUCUCUACCUUCUAGCUUGCAAGUUAGAACAUGGAGGUAACAACUACUAAGCAGACAGACCAACAGACCUUCGAAUGUAAAAUGUCAGAGGAAAAAGUAAAAUAGAAUGCAGUUCAAAUCAGACAUAAAAGUGCUUUAAAUUCUUGGUUGUAGUUUAACAAAAACAUGUUGGAUACAGGAAUUUCAGUUUGAAGAGAACACUACCAGUUACAAAUUUGUAUUUUUUUUUAUUAAAAAAAAGUAUAUUUGUUUGCCUAAAAAAAUAAAUUAAACUAAAAAAAUGUAAACUAAAGUUUUAUUCAAAUAAGAGUACAUACAGAAAUAGUCAUCAAUCAGGUGAAAUAGUACCCUACAUUUAAUUUUUUUGUAAAAUUCUAAACUUGUAAAUAAUUGCAAAUUUUUUGUUUACAUUUAUUCACAAGAAUAUAAAAUAUUCUUUAUUGUGUUAAUUAUAACAGUACUAGUUGCUAUUAUUAUUUCAUUAUUUAAUGUAGACUACACUAUAGCAAGGCUAGCAUGUACAUCUACUUUUCAAUCAGUGAGUUAUUGAAGCAUAUUUCUAUUUCUAUAUUGAACAUAUAUUAGAAUAUGUAAUAAAUAAUUAGAUCCAUCAUUUGACUGUUGACAUUUUUAACAGGUUCUAAACUUUGCAGUAAUAUUACUGCAGUAACAUAAAAUUAUGAAGCAACACAGUUAAGC